Molecule: messenger RNA, 1564 nt
Organism: Triplophysa dalaica
Lineage: Eukaryota; Metazoa; Chordata; Actinopteri; Cypriniformes; Nemacheilidae
Gene: npm1a
Product: nucleophosmin 1a
Exons: 11
Coding region: 98-970 (290 amino acids)
Biological process (GO): chromatin remodeling; ribosomal large subunit export from nucleus; ribosomal small subunit biogenesis
Cellular component (GO): ribonucleoprotein complex; centrosome; cytoplasm
Molecular function (GO): RNA binding; chromatin binding; histone binding
Source: RefSeq, a predicted model, not a curated record
GUUAUACGCAAUGUGGGUUAGUGUGCCCGUUCUUCCAGCCGAGUGCACCAGACAGUUUAGCAUACUUCCAGAAGCUCGCUGAUACAACAUAGCAAAGAUGGAUCUUGAACAGAUGGGUCCCCAGACCUUCCUUUAUGGUUGUGAGCUGAAGGCAGGGAAGGAGAUUACCUUUAACCCGGAGGAUGAUGAUUAUGAUCAUCAGUUGUCUAUCAGAAUGGCCUGUCUCGAUCCCAAAACAAAAGAUGAACUGAAUGUUGUGGAAAUUGAAGGGCAAGAUGUAGAAGGUCAGAAGGUAAAAGCAGUGCUGGCCACGCUUAAACCUUCCACCCUACCUAGUGUGUGUUUGGGUGGUUUUGAGAUCACACCACCUGUUGUGUUCCGGCUACGUGCCGGAUCCGGUCCAGUCCACAUUAGUGGACAGCAUCUAGUCAUCAUGGGAGGAGAUCAGUCUUUCGACGAAGACGAAGAUGAUGAUGAGGAGGUGGAAGAAGAAGAAGAAGUGAAAACGUCCAAGAAGAGGCCUGCAUCCUUGGCUCAAAAACCUUCUAAAAAAAUGAAGGUGGAUGAGGAAGAAGAGGAGGAGGAUGAUGAUGAGGAUGAUGAGGAAGACGAUGAAGAUGAGGAAAGUGAAGAAGAAUCACCUGUAAAGCAAAAGAAGCCAGCAGCUAAACCACAAACCCCGGCACAGAAUGGAAAGGGGCCAAAGCCCAGCACACCAGCUGCCAAACAGAACAAGACUCCAGUGAAAAACAACAAGGGUGACAAAGGACAGUCACCCAAAACACCACAGACUCCGCGAGUACCUCUUACCAUCCAAGAGAUCAAGGCUAAGAUGUUGACGACCGUUGAGAAGGGUGGAUCAUUGCCUAAAGUGCAGGCAAAGUUUGAAAACUUUGUAAAGAAUUGCUUCAAAGAAAAUGAUCAAAAGGUCAUUGAUGAUCUUUGGAAAUGGAGACAGGCUCAGAACUAAAUCGCCUUUUAUUUUGGUUAAAUUAUUGGCUGUUUUUCCUUUUUGACCUGUUAUUUUACUUUUUGUUACAUGUAAUUUUAUUUUUGUUCCCCAGCCUCUAGUGUUUUCAAAUCCGUGCCAUUCCUUUCAUUGAGAUUUUACUUCGAUCAUGACCUUGCCAUGUCCAUAGGCUGUGUCCGUAGUUGAACAGGGUCAUUUACUCAGUGAGACUCAUUGAACAAAAGAUCUUUUACUGUAAAUGGUUUUUUUGGGCUCUGACCGUCCAUGGUUUCUUGAAAAUGACAUGGAAAGGUUUGCUUUGUGUACUGAUGGUAUAUGAAUCAGAAGUUUAACAUUGUUUAUGAUCAUCAGUAGUGGGUUCAUGAAUGGCUUCUGUGAUUCUUAAAUGAAUUCCCGUAUUUCAACGGUUCACUUUAUUUUUUAAAACCGACUUUGACAUCAAUAUGCUGUACCCAGAAGUAUUUGGAUAGGUUUUUGUAAACGGUAAAUAAUGUUUAUGUAUAUUGAACAUUAAUGUGAAUGUCUGUGCAACUACAUCUUGGCAACAGAUUACUGUCUUAAAUUUUUUUGAUUAAAAUUCAAAUGUGAAUUCUC